AUGUACAUUGACCGGAAACGCAGCUGGUUUCUGCACAAGGGCGAACACUUUGAACGCACCGACGGUGGUAUCCAGGUGGGCAGUGUGCUGGGCUUGCGGCUAGAUUGCGAUCGGGGCUCUCUCUCCUACUACCUGGACGACGAACCCCACGGGCCGAUAGCC
Dibothriocephalus latus is the source of this 162-nucleotide messenger RNA. The record is from the annotation of a GenBank genome assembly. Lineage: Eukaryota; Metazoa; Platyhelminthes; Cestoda; Diphyllobothriidea; Diphyllobothriidae.